Messenger RNA from Fusarium keratoplasticum, 813 nucleotides. RefSeq names its product Zn(2)-C6 fungal-type domain-containing protein. Gene Ontology annotation, biological process: regulation of DNA-templated transcription. Lineage: Eukaryota; Fungi; Ascomycota; Sordariomycetes; Hypocreales; Nectriaceae. The transcript is spliced from 3 exons. Gene Ontology annotation, molecular function: DNA-binding transcription factor activity, RNA polymerase II-specific; zinc ion binding. The coding region runs from base 1 to 813 and encodes 270 amino acids. The record is from RefSeq and is a predicted model, not a curated record.
AUGUUCAACUACAGAGAUGGAGCAGAUCAAGCGCCUCAGGCCCAGUCCGGGGCCGCCGGGGGCCAGGGUAACAAGAGAGCACGCACGGCAGCCAUGUAUCAGCGAAAACGCGCCGUGACGGCAUGUCAGAGCUGUCGGUUGAGAAAGACAAAGUGCGAUAAUGUUCGGCCGGCGUGUGGUUUCUGUUCCAAGAAUGGAGCACAAUGCAUAUACCCUGGUCCCGAAACAUCGGACUAUUCGACUUUCGACCCGGCCAGCUUGACCAUCCUAGACCGCCUCAACCAUGUUGUCACACUUUUGGAGUCUCGACCCCUAGCAGUCAUCGCUCAGCCCUCAGAUGUCUCACGGCAGGUCUCAGAGGCUACCAUGUCAGUCAACUUCCUGACUUCUACUGCUCCUACUGCUGAAACCACCACCAAUCUCCCCGAGAUCGACAUCCUCCAGACACUUGAUAUCCCUGACUUCCCGUCAGCUGCCAACAACUGCGAGGGAGUCCUGCGCUGGCCAAUCUUUGAGGGCUUGGUGCCUGAUGUUCAUUCUUUCAUCUUGGAGUCGGCAAAAGAGGACAGCGGCCAGACUGAGAAUAUAAGAACUGGCUCCUUGGGUAGGGGCGUCCAAGAAGACGACUUCAUACCUCUCUCCAAGAAAUUCUUGGCCUAUGUACACGUGAAGAACCCCAUCUUGGAUGUGGCAGACUAUAAAGCUCAAGUCAGAGACGCCGCAGAGAAUGGACCCAGGUGGGAUGGACCAUCGUGCCUUGUGGUAUUUGAUAUCCUGCGCUCUUGCAUGUCUCGCAGCACCUUUCCAGACUGA